Polypterus senegalus (gray bichir) is the source of this 468-nucleotide messenger RNA. Its product is annotated as protein OS-9-like. The record is from RefSeq and is a predicted model, not a curated record. The annotation marks the transcript as partial. Lineage: Eukaryota; Metazoa; Chordata; Cladistia; Polypteriformes; Polypteridae. The transcript is spliced from 3 exons.
GAAGCUGAAGGACUGAAGGGAGAGUUUGAUCGGAAGCAGGCCAGCAAGACCCUAAAUACCCCGACAGACAAGGUGGAGGGCACCAGUGAUGAACAGCAUGAAGAAGACGUGAACAGGGCCAGUGCCAGUCAGGCACCUAGACAGCCUGAUGAUGCUGUUGAGCAGCAGCAGGAGGAAGAGGAGGAAGGCCAAAUAAAAAUCAGAAUUACUAAAUUUAAACCAGGCAGCAGCUCAGCUUUGAAAGAUGUGAAGGUGCAGGAAAUGAGCGAUGCUGACCCCCGGAUACAGCAAAUACGAGAUGUGGUGAAAGGGCAGCUAGAGAAAGCCGGCCUGAAGGCGGAAGGUAAAAUCGAGGUGAAAAUCCUGAGCCGAGGAGGGGCUGAUGAUGACGAUGUGCACUGGCUGACCGAGGAAGACACAAAGUCCUUUCGGGAGCUGCUCAUCAAUCUGCUGGUGAGAGGCUUUCCU